This is a messenger RNA of Dicentrarchus labrax (European seabass), 3483 nucleotides long. RefSeq names its product solute carrier family 22 member 16 (gene slc22a16). The transcript has 8 exons. Lineage: Eukaryota; Metazoa; Chordata; Actinopteri; Moronidae. Gene Ontology annotation, cellular component: membrane. The coding region runs from base 99 to 1829 and encodes 576 amino acids. Gene Ontology annotation, biological process: transmembrane transport. The record is from RefSeq and is a predicted model, not a curated record.
CAUUUUAUGAUUUGGUGUGGAAGCGCUCAGGAUCCGCUGCCCGCCGGGGGAGAGAGACGCACCGGGAGCCUCGACGCACAAACUCACCGUCAGAAAAAAUGACCGUAGAGAGAAUAUUCGAUGAGCUCGGACAUUUCAAAAGAUUUCAGGCAUGUCUGUAUUUUGCAGCAGUAUUCCAGGCUGUAGCCUGCGGGAUCCACUACCUGGCCUCUGUCUUCUUAGUGGAGACACCAAACUUUGUUUGCAGUGUACCCAGCAACAUCACAGAUGUCCUGUACGGCAACCUGACGGUAUCCAGUCUGGAAGAAAUCCUGCCAGUCUUCAAGUCGGGGACUGGGCCCUUGGUGGUGAGGACGGCUGAGGGCCAACAGUGGGAGCUCAGCCGGUGCCGCUGCGCCCUGCGCGUCGACCCAAAAGACUUUACAUACGAUUUUGAUGGCAACAAAACAGUGAGAGCCUGCAAUGGGACCUUUGUUUUCGACCACACUGAAGUUCACCAAAGCAUUGUGACGGACUGGGACUUGGUGUGUGAGAGAGAGUGGCUGGCCAAGCUGUGCCAGCCCACCUUCAUGCUGGGGGUGCUGAUCGGAGCGCUGCUGUUUGGGGACAUUGCUGACAGAGUUGGUCGUGUGAAAAUUCUGAUGUUCACCAGCCUCUGCCAGUUUGUGCUUGGGGUAUCUGUAGCGUUUUCUGGAAACUACUAUUUCUUUGUGGUGCUUCGCUUCCUCCUUGCCAUGGUAUCCAGUGGCUACCUCGUGGUGGUGUUUGUCUAUGUCACAGAGUUCACUGGCAUCAAGGUACGAACAUGGACCUCUAUGCACGUGCAUGCAGCCUUUGCCGUCGGCAUCAUGGUAGUGGCUCUGACCGGUUACCUGGUGCGGGUCUGGUGGAUCUACCAGAUCAUACUCUCCACGUGCACCUCGCCGUUCCUGUUCUUCUGCUGGAAGUUCCCAGAGACGCCCUUUUACUUGAUGGCCAAGGGCCGUUACAAGGACGCUCAGACCCUGUUAGACGCAAUAGCCCGCUUCAAUGGUCUUGAUUACAGGCUGAAGGUGGAGGAGCUCCUGGAGCCAGAGGAGAGGGAGAAUGGCAGAGCUCUGCUCGAGGAGUCAGAGGAGCGGCCAUCGCAGUCUGAAAAGAAGCUAUCCAUCCUGGACCUGUUCGGCAGCUGGAGGAUGGCGGGCCGUACGUGCACAGUGUGGGCCAUCUGGUUCAUCGGCAGCUUGGGCUACUACGUGUUCUCUUUAGGCUCAGUCAACCUAGGAGGAAACCAGUACAUUAACCUCUUCCUUGCUGGUGCAGUGGAGCUCCCCUCCUAUCUGGUUGGCUGUUUUGCAAUGGACCGGAUUGGCCGGAAGAAGACGUGUGCCCCAGCUCUGCUCCUGGCCGGGAUCGCUUGUAUGCUCAUCAUUGUGGUACCUGCUGACAUUCAGGUACUGGCCAUCGCUCUCAGUAUGACAGGGAAGUUUGCCAUCGCCAUUGCCUUUGGUCUCAUCUACCUGUACACCUGUGAGCUUUACCCAACCAUCAUCAGGUCUCUGGCAGUGGGUAGUGGCAGUAUGAUGUGCCGUGUUGGCAGUGUGGUGGCCCCCUUCUGUGUGUACCUGUCUGAGGUCUGGGUCUACCUACCUCAGCUCAUCGUGGGAAUCCUGGCAUUCAUUAUCGGAGUGCUGACGUUGUUGUUGCCUGAGACCCUAGGCAGACCUCUGACAACCACAUUGGAAGAGGCUGAAGCUCUGGGACGCGAGCCUAGCAAGAAGAACUCAGCCCUGGGCAAUAAAGAUGCAGAGGAUGGGUUGGAGCUGAAUCAACCUGAUGCCAAGGCUUGAGUUAUACACUGCUGGAAGAGAGAGAGAGAGACCGAUGCACAAAGAGAAGCAAAUAGCAAGAAAAAUGAAGGAAAAGAGAGGAGGUGAUGGCUGCCAAAAACUGACAUAUUAGCUUCAUUGAUUUAUUGGAUUGUUGGAAGAAAACGAAAAAAACAAAAACAACAAGCUUUUUAAAGAACUUGUUGAAAUGACGUGUUUGUUGACAUUUUGUUCUGUAGAGAGACCAACAGUUCUUUUCACUCUUCUUUAAGGGUCUUCAGACAUUACACAAAGCCUCAUGCGUGCAUACAGAUCUCAGUUAGGUAAAAAAUCAUGAAAUCGAUGAAAAUCAUGUGUGGUAUGUGUGUGUAUAUUGUGUGCGUCCAGUUGUGUGUGUCCAAGACCCAGGAUACAUGAAGUAUAUUAAAGGAUCAUUUCAGUUUGUGACAACUUCAGUCGUAUUUUUGAAGAUUUGCCCAUUAUUUCUUUUAGUUAAUUAAUAACUUUAAACUCACUACAGUAAUUUCUGAGAUCUGGAAGCAUGGUAGCUAUAACACAAGUCUGAUAGGGCAAGAAACAACAGCAGUUAGGUGUUGUAAACAAGCCAACUGUUCAGCCAAAUUAUCAAAACAGCUUUAUUUGCACACCAGAAAUAUCAGUAAUAAUACACACAGGAACAGUGUGUAUUAUUGUGCACAGUGGGUCAACGUUGAACCAGAAAAUGUGAUCUCAGAUCUCAGCAAUUAACUGGAAAGCCAAAACUACAAAAAUAAGACCCAAAUUGUAAUAAUCUGGAAUUAUCCUUUAAGAAGAGGAAGUUACCAUAAGUACAGUGACACAACAGUCAGCUUCUGUGCCGUGAUUGAGUUACCUCUCUGAAACCGUCUAAUCAAUCAGUCAUAAGUGCAGAUCAUGGCUGUGCAUAUAGUAUUAAGGUGUACAGAUACAGUUAUUCUAAACAUGUGUAAUACAUAUCAUUUCCAUGAUCUAAACAAUAGAAUGAUUUAUUCUAAUAACAAGUGCCUUAUUUUUUAAUAGUGAACCUUUUUAUAAUUUUCAACUUUUUUUUAAUCUCAGGGCAUCCUGUUUUGGAUAUCACUGUGAAAUGAUCCUAAACAUACCGUUUACUUUUACUUUACUCAGUUUGACAGUAUCCAUCUUGUUUAAGAUGCCAUUGCUUAGCUUUAACUUUGUAUCUAAUGUUUGUGUGUGUGUGUGCAUGUGUGCGUUGGUAAGUACAGUAGUUGGUGUCCCAGUUUUCUACGUGCUUAUUCAGUGUAUACAAUCUAGAUGCUAGACAUACUGAAGGAAAUGUAUGUAGUAAGACGUGAUCUCCAGAUAUUUGGACCAAAGGCAGGAAUGAAGCACAACAGUGUGGAGAUGUAUUGACCUGCUUGCAAUGUUGUAGUGUACUACCAGCAUGUUUUUGUUUAUUAUCAAACCAUAGUAUGGUGCUUUAAUCUAAAGGAGAUCAAAAAAUCAUGACAAUCAACUGGUAUCCUAACAGUGAAGGAAUUUGAUUACCAGGUGGGGUAAAAGGACUCAGGUUCAGUAUUUCAUUCUGGACAGAUUUACAAUCAACAGUAUGUUGUUGUUGUUGUUUUCAUAUGAAUUGAUUUUUUUGUUAGUAUUAUCUUUAUUUCAUUACGCAAAAAUAAAUAAGAUGUUGAAGUUG